AUGAAGCAUUGCCUUGUCUCAUUUCCGAGCCUGGGCAUUCUCCUGGUGCUUAUCAACAGACCGCUGGCUUUAAACUGCCUGUCCAAUGAAGCGAGCAAUGAACUUGACUCCGUCUUCAGAUGGUUUGACCGGGAGCAAAGCCUUCGCGUAGCUGUGAUAAGCGGAGUGGGAAAGGCGUUCUGCGUUGGUGCUGAUCUCAAGGAAUGGAUGGCAAACCAUAAAAAGGGAAUCUCAAUGAAGCUUCCCGAGAACGGAUUCGGCGGCCUGUCACUCAGAGGUGGCAAGAAACCCGUGAUUGCAGCAGUGAAUGGCCCCGCGUAUGGAGGCGGGUGCGAAAUGGCCGUCAACUGCGACAUGGUCGUGGCGUCGUCAACAGCAACCUUCGGCUUGCCUGAGGUUAAACGAGGCGUGACUCCUUUCGCGGGAGCGCUACCUCGGAUCAUGAGGACCGCCGGGAAGCAGCGCGCAACUGAGUUGGCGUUGACGGGUAGGCCAGUGAGUGCACAAGAAUUCAAGGAUUGGGGUCUCUGUAAUCACGUCGUUGAAGAAGGAAAGUGUGUCGUGGAGAAGGCAAUUGAGUAUGCUAAAAUGAUUGCCAACAACAGCCCCGAUGCGUCAAUCGUGACACGCCAGGGGCUUAAGCUUGGAUGGGAGGCCUUGGGCGUUGUAGAUGCUAGUCGAGUCUUCUUGGAAGGUUGGAGCAACCGGAUUUACGAUGGUCCUAAUAUGCAGGAGGGCUUAGAUGCAUUUACGGAGAAGCGAGAGCCGCGUUGGAAGGACAGCAAACUAUAG
Molecule: messenger RNA, 792 nt
Organism: Ilyonectria robusta
Lineage: Eukaryota; Fungi; Ascomycota; Sordariomycetes; Hypocreales; Nectriaceae
Product: ClpP/crotonase-like domain-containing protein
Exons: 2
Coding region: 1-792 (263 amino acids)
Biological process (GO): fatty acid beta-oxidation
Cellular component (GO): mitochondrion
Molecular function (GO): enoyl-CoA hydratase activity
Source: RefSeq, a predicted model, not a curated record